Molecule: messenger RNA, 388 nt
Organism: Ornithodoros turicata
Lineage: Eukaryota; Metazoa; Arthropoda; Arachnida; Ixodida; Argasidae
Exons: 3
Coding region: 51-383 (110 amino acids)
Source: RefSeq, a predicted model, not a curated record
GUUUCGACACGAAAAUCAAGUCAGUCGGCCGCCUGCGCGCUGGAGUUGGAAUGAGACAUUUGGAUAUACUGUCUGAACGGCUCUGCCGGGGAUCCAGGUUGCUCGUCUGCAACGGUACGCUGUCGCUAAAGAGCUACAAAUUCAGAAAUGCGCUGCGUCGGAUGCAUCAUCUGCGAGUGGACCAAUCCGUGGACGCCAUCAUAUACGUCACUGUGGUGUUCGUCAUGUUUGCAGCGAUCAUUCUCCUCUUGGUGAGCACUAACUGCCGGCGGUUUCAGACGGAGACGGCGCUCAGGAAACCCAAGAGUCAACAGAUGGUAGUGCAUUUUCAAGAGAACAGGACCGUCGUAUCCACAGAAGCAGUACCACAGGAAAUAGUCUGAGCCAC